AUCAGAUAAAAUUGGUGCAUAAGCAUGUCCAGCAGUUUCUACCUCUCAUGUGUAAAGCAGUGAGUGAAGGAUCUAUAGAUUUUUAUAAACAAAGGAAAUUGAAGGAAGCACUGUACAUGGCAGCAGAACGAGGGCAUGUGGAGUAUAUUACUCAUUUUCUUACAUCUUCCUCAUAUCCCAUACUUGAUUUUCGGUAUAAAAACGAUCAGAAACUACUCCAAAUUGCUGCUGAAUCUCGUCACUACAAUGUUUAUAAUAUUAUAUGUGAGUUUCUCCGAAAACCAGAUAAAGAUGGCCUCAAUAAAUCCGAAUAUGGCCAGCAUUCCGAUAAGCUAAAGAAAGCAAUGGAGUAUAAAGAUAACCUCGACAAUAAUAUACUACAUACGGUAGCAAGGAUUACCCCAUUGUCACAAAUAGAUCACAUUCAAGGUGCAAUUUUGCAAAUGCAAAGAGAACUACAAUGGUUCAAGGAGGUGGAGAGCAUUGCAGAACCCAAGGAUUGCGAAUCUGUAAACAAAGAUAAUAAGACACCACGAAAAGUAUUCAAGGAGAAUCACAAAGAAUUAGGGAAAGAGGCAGAAAACUCAAUGAAGGAAACUGCAACUUCUUGUACAGUUGUAGGUGCUCUUAUUGUCACCAUAAUGUUUGCCGCAGCAUUCACAGUUCCUGGUGAAAAUGAUAAGAAUGAUGAGAAGACAGAUCUUCCUAUAUUCUUAACUAAUAAGGUAUUCACAACUUUUAUAGUUUCAGAUGCAAUCUCGCUCUUUUCUUCAACAACCUCGGUUAUCAUGUUUUUGGGCAUUCUCACAUCACGUUAUUCUGAAGAUGAUUUUCACAAAUCCUUGCCCACAAAAAUGAUAAUAGGCCUUUUCACCCUCUUUUUAUCUAUCGCCACCAUGAUGAUUGUCUUUUCUUGUGGCCUUUACAUUAUUCUUGACGGGAAAUCAUCGAUUGUCAUUCCAAGCAUUUUGCUUGCCAGUGUUCCAGUUGCCUCAUUCAUAUGGAUGCAAUUUCCGUUACUUAAAGAUUUAUCCAUUUCUACUUUUGGACAGGGAGUAUUUGAUAGGAAGCAGAAAAAUUUGUUUUGAAUUCCUAUGUUAUCCUUAGUUGGGUUUGGAUUUGCUACUCUUUAAGAAACUUGUACAAAGAAGCCAAUAUAUCCGCGGGCUAAUUAUGUAGUCGCUUUUUAUUUGACAAUUAUGUAUGUACUUUAUAUUUGACAACUAUGUAUGCACUUUCUAUCCUUAAAGAAAAUUUCUACUUCAAUUUAUAUUUUUGA
Messenger RNA from Pyrus x bretschneideri (Chinese white pear), 1279 nucleotides. Its product is annotated as ankyrin repeat-containing protein ITN1-like. The coding region runs from base 48 to 1088 and encodes 346 amino acids. The record is from RefSeq and is a predicted model, not a curated record. Lineage: Eukaryota; Viridiplantae; Streptophyta; Magnoliopsida; Rosales; Rosaceae. The transcript has 2 exons.